AUGCAAGGAAUUCCAGAAAAAGUUGUCCACAAUGGCGACAUCUUGGAUGACUUCCCCGCAUCCUACCGCGUCGAGGACGUCGAGUUGCGGAUAGCACGCUCCGAAGAUCUGUUCUUCAAUCAAGAGCUAGACUUGAAGCGACUCCAUCGUGUGAUACGAUGGUUGUGGCUAUGCGGUCAGACUAUGCCUCCUCGGCCUUUACAUGCUCAACUACUCCUGGGCCGCAGAGUUGUCAUCACAGAACGCUUGGACUUGCAUCUCAUUUGGGGAAAUGACCGCAUGUUUCUCAAGCCUCUGCCGCGAUGGCUCCUUCACCAGCAAUUCUGGGAACAACACCGCGACGAUACUAUUCGACUCCAAGCAUUGAGUCACGGCUCUCUUCGGACAUUGAGAAGCUCUGCUCUUGGGUUUCUGCUGUCUUAUAUCGCAUUGAUCCAACAUGAGAGCGACUUCUUUAUCGCCAAGGAUGCUCACAUCAUCCCAGAUGAGUUGACAUGGAAGAAGUGGAAAGUUCUCGUGCGCGAGAUACUGCAAGUUCCGAGUGAGCAACUUCGGCUUCAAGUAGCAGACCGCUUCAUCUACGGGGAGCUACGCUUGCGCCGCCUCAAUCUUGUAUACCGGUGCCUCGGCCUUUCGUUUUACGGGUAUUUUUCGCGCUGGAAUUCAUAUUCAAACUUUGUUCGAGACAAUAUGGAUUUAGUGGUUGCGGGAACAGUCUAUCUUGCUCUCAUACUGAGUGCUAUGCAAGUGGGCUUAUCAACGACAACAUUGGAGGGCAGCAAAGCUUUUCAAGCUGCGUCGUAUGGUGCGACGGUCCUUGCGAUAUUAGGACCGCUGGGAGCCGUGACACUCAUUCUGGUCAUUGCUGUAGUGGAUUUCCUACAAAACUGGGCUUGGAACAGGCGGAACGAAAAGAAAACGGAGAUCAGAUUAGGAAGGACCUGGAAAAUCAGGCACGUCAGUGAAUAGAAGACAAAGAGCAUUAUACGUAGGAGAAUUAUACCAUCGACUUUCGGCCUC
Cryphonectria parasitica EP155 is the source of this 1020-nucleotide messenger RNA. RefSeq lists its product as uncharacterized. NCBI's taxonomy places the organism in Eukaryota, Fungi, Ascomycota, Sordariomycetes, Diaporthales, Cryphonectriaceae. The record is from RefSeq and is a predicted model, not a curated record. The transcript has 2 exons. The coding region runs from base 1 to 969 and encodes 322 amino acids.